AUGGAGACUGGCUCUGGAUCAGGUUCUGCUGCUGGUGGUGUGUUUAGCUGGGCCUACCCGGACCUCCUGGGCUGCUGGGUGCCAUGCAUAUCCGUAGACCUGGGCCUGGGCGGCGGUACUUCUCCAACCCCUGAUCUCUCCCUGGCCGAGGGAGGAAGGAAAACAAUGCGUCCAGUUCUGGCUAUGUGUCUACAUGUGUUCCAGGACCUGGGAGUGACGGUGCUGGCCGGGGCGUCAGAGGGCUACAACGUCUGUCUGUUUGCCUACGGGCAGACUGGCACUGGCAAGACCUACACCAUGAUGGGCACACUGGACUCCAUGGGCCUGACCCCCAGGAUUUGUCAGGGCCUGUUCAAAUCUGAUGACACAUUCCCCGAAGGACACAACUCCAGCAGGGUUGAGAUCAGUUUCCUGGAGAUCUAUAAUGAGCGUGUUCGUGACCUGCUGCGAGGCAGAGAGCAGAAGAAGAAACCCUCCCUACGGGUUAGGGAGCAUCCUGAGAAAGGACCCUAUGUACAAGGUGAAGGGCAGAACAAGUGUCUACUAACAAACUACGCAAGGGCGGUGGACCUAUUGGAGGAGGGCAUUGCCAACCGCAUCACCGCGGCAACACACACCCCAGACGCUAGCAGCAGAUCCCAUGCCAUCUUCACUAUCCAGUACACCCAGGCUAUUCUGGAGAACAACCUUMCCUCAGAGAUUGUAAGCAAGAUCAACCUGGUAGACCUGGCUGGCAGUGAGAGAGCAGACCCCCACUACUGCAGAGACAGACUCACUGAGGGAUCCAACAUCAACAAAUCCCUGGUGACACUGGGUAUCGUCAUCUCUGCUCUGGCCCAGAACUCUCAGAUGUCCAGUAGUUGUCAGAGCAUCAACAGUGUGGCCAGUGAGGGCGAGGGCAGCAGUCUGUCUGGUGGUGGUGGUGGAGGAGGGAGAAGACACUGCUUCAUCCCCUACAGGGACUCAGUCCUCACCUGGCUCCUCAAGGACAGCCUAGGAGGAAACGCUAAGACCAUCAUGAUCGCCACUGUGUCCCCAUCCAGUAGCAGCUACAAUGAGACUCUCAGCACCCUGCGCUAUGCUUCUCACGCUAGGAACAUCGUCAACAAGCCCAGGGUCAAUGAGGAUGCCAGUGUGAGGCUGAUCAGAGAGCUACGUGAGGAGAUAGACAGGCUGAAGAGUAUGCUUCUCAGCUUCSAGAUGCAACGGAAUCCUAGCCCUUCUCUGAGUGAUCAGAGAGACGGGAGUCUGUCUGACAUCAUGUUGCAGAACGAACUAAAGGUGGAUGAGCUGACGAAGGACUGGUCAGAGAGCUGGCGGGACAAGAAGGAGCUGUUGGAACAGUACAGUGUGGAUAUCAACAGAGACCGGGGUGGGUUCCUCAUCCACUCCCUCUUACCACAUCUCAUUACCCUGGACCGGGACGUACUCAGCACCGGGGUCACCAUUUAUCACCUCAGGGAGGGGGUAACAAGGAUUGGACCUCAGGACAAACUGRUUGAAUCACAAAUAGUCCUCCAGGGCGGCACCACCUGUGAGAUAGAGAACCAGUCUGGGGUUGUGACCCUGAGGCCGCUGCCAGGGACUGUCUGCAUGAUCAAAGACAGGGAGGUGACGGAGCCCUGCAGACUGGCACAAGGGACCUUGAUCACUCUUGGAGGGGUCCACAAGUUCCGUUUCAACCACCCAGCAGAGGCUGAGGUCAUGAGAGAACGGAGACGGGCCAGUGAAGGUGCACAGAACUGCAACUACAAUGAUUUUCAAGCCUUGACCUCUGAUUCCAGGGUUGGAGGAGAGGCAGUCCAGGGGCAGACGGGUGACCAUGAGGCUGAGGGUAAGGAGCCUCCACCCAGGCAGCAGUGUGUUGAGGACCAGCUGAGGUGCGUGGAGGAGCAGAGGGGGUAUGUGGAGUGUCUACGCCAAGAAAUCCAGACUGAACAGAGACAAGCUGAGAGAGAUCUAGAGAGAGAACAGGCCCAUCUGAGACAACGACACACUGACAUCCAGCAGUGGAUCUUACAAGAGAAGCAGCGUCUGGCAGCUAUAACGUUAGAGGAAAGAGGAACUCAGGAGUUUAGUGUACAGACUGAUCCUUUACAGAUUGAUCCUUUACAGACUGAUUCUUUACAGACUGAUCCUAUACAGGCUGAUCCUUUACAGACCGAUCCUAUACAGACUGAUCCUUUACAGACUGAUCCCAUACAGACUGAUCCUAUACAGACUGAUCCUAUACAGACUGAUCCUUUACAGACUGAUCCUAUACAGACUGAUCCUUUACAGACAGAUCCUAUACAAACUGAUCCUGUACCAGCUGAUCCUGUACCAGCUGAUCUUAUACCAGCUGAUCCUAUACCAACUGAUCCUAUACCAACUGAUCCUAUACCAGCUCCCAUCCUAGACAGCCUGCUAACGGAAGAUUCGGAAGGUUCUGAUGAAGAGUGUGAUCAAAGAGUUGCUCCGCCCUCUAAAGUGGUUCUAUACAGGAAGAAGGUGGUUCAGGAGGAGCUCUUAAGACAUCAUGCCCUGCGGCGCGCCGAGAGCCAUGUUCGACGCAAAAGGCUGCACUACCAGCUGGAGAGGAUCGCUCGCAAGCGCCAUCUACUGGAGGCUAAGAGGGAACUGCAGAGGCUAGAGAAGGCCCUGCCACCUGGACUAGAGAGCCCUGUGUCUCCUGGCCUGGGGUCCSCCUCAAGGUCAAGAGGACGUCAACCUGUUUUGCGCAGGCAUUCUGUCUCAUCAGACCUUCUGUCCCGCUUAUACCCCCAACACACCCCAAUCUUCAGCCACUUCCUGAAGAGAAACAGACCAUCUGAACUGACAUUUGGAUCCAUCGGUUCCAGGCAGUGGGUGUCUGAUGAAUGUCUUCCACGCGAGACGACAAGGAGWCGCUCCAACACAUUCUCCUCAGGAACACGACACAUUAGUCAGGUGCAUGGGUACAGGAGUAGAGCAARUUCCUCAGAAAACCUCAAGCCGCCUGUGAAGGAGGAGGCUCUAGUCCAGCCACCAUGUCAUGAAAGACCAGAGAGGAAACCACUGCUUCCAUUUACAUUCAAGAACAAUCAGAACCCAUCACAAUCACCAGAUGGAGUGGCCCUACAGUCAAGCAGUAAUGUCAUCAUAAAGGGACCAACAGUUACAGUAAGCAAGUCUAGCAGUCUGACUCAGCAGGCUCCAUGUCAGGGAGUGAAGAGCCUUCCCCGUGGUAGUAGCAAAGGCUUGGAAAUGAUCCGGAAGGUCUUAUCACGCUCAGUCGGCCCUGGGAUAAAGACACCAUUAGCCAGGGUGUUUAGAAAACCACCAUCAGGAUUAAGUAUUGGAGGCAGAGGGACCAAGCCUAGUGGUAAAACAGCAAGCCGAUUUGACUGGAAACAAMAGCGAGGUGUAGAAGGCGUCAAGAUGAGCAGGAAGAAAUGCACGAUGAAAACAACUGUCUCAUGUGAGGACCUUGAUCAGAAGACKCCUUCACAUGAUUGUGGGUGGAGACAAAAACGGUGGCAUAGUGCAGAGACUCUGAUGAACCAGACUAGCACCCUAAGGUGGGUGGAAAGACCGCAGGGAUUGGGACUGGCAGGAUCGGAGAAGUAUGACGGUGAGGAAGAAGAAAAGGGGGAAGAGGAGCGUGACCAAUCCUCAGACUGCGACAGCUUGUUCUCUGUGGACUCCCUGUCCUCAGUCUACGCUACAGCCCUGGCAGAGCAGCUGAAGCAGGAGGAGGCUAUCCAGAGCGAAGGAGAGAGUGAAGACAGUCAGAUGUCGAAGGACUCACUGGCUAUGGAGAGCAGAGGGAAGCAUAUUGCAGCAAGGCCUGCACAGAGACGGACUGUGGUAGUACCCAGUCACUCUGUGGUGAGGGGUUUUCUCAAUCCCYCGAUUGGAAAAACUAUAAACAUGGCGUCGGAGAUUCAGCCAACUGAAGAGGGAAGAGAAGACAUUGGGAAAUCUAAUGAAAUGCCAGCAGAGGCUUACUGGAGCCAUCAUGGCGGUCCUAAAACCCGAGUCAAUAAAGCAACCGGUGCAACAAGGGAAUCACUGUACCAGAAUCAGCCAGCAACAGAACCCAGGUGUAGGGACCCUGUAUCAAAGCUGAGUGAAGAGCUUGGGCAUGUCCACACCAUGUUGACCAGCAGCCCUUGCUCUCUGAGCAGCUGUAGUGUGGGGGAACCACAGAGUUUGCUAGUGCUUACAGAUACAUGGUCCUACACUGAUGCAGCAGAUAGUCCUAGGAUACUUAGGGACUCUGCCGUGUUGAGGAGGAGGAUGGUAUUUAGUCAUGGUGCGUUGGACAGCAACAGUAGUCCCAGCCCCAUCAGUGUGGAUCUGUCUGACUGUCAGUGUGGAUUUGGAUCCACUGGAUCCCAUAGCUCUGCAUCUACCGACAGCACAGAGGGUGAACAUGUUCCAGUAGAGGAACAAAGACUUGGGGUUUCAACUGAUUCUUUGAAUUUCCCUGAUUCUCAGCUUCUCCAAAUGUCACCUCUACAUUUGAUGAUGCCAUUGAAUCAUGAGGCGGUGUGUUGUAAGGGCUAUUUUGAACGUCAGUUAGUCAGUUCAGGAGGCUUGCUGAAGGGAUCUAUUCAUGAUCCAGGUUUACACCAAAAUCAAAGUACACAUGUCUCAGCAGAGCUUCCUUCACAUAGAUCUGCAUGUGCUCCAACCAUUGACUAUAAGAUUCAAUGCACCCCAUCAACAUCAACAUUGGAGGCUGACAUUUUUCAUGGGCCUCAGAUGCAGCAGGUCACAUUAUCUCCAGAAGUGAUGUUUGUGGGAGUAGCAGAGCUAACAAACUACACCGAUACUAGUUUGUCUACCUACAGUCAUCAGUCAAAAGCCAGUCUGUUAACUUCCCCUAAAACUGAAGGUGAGAUGUUGAAUGAGACACCUGCCAUCGAAAGUGCCCCAAAUAAUUAUUCUGGAGAUAAUGAACUAUGCAAUUUAGAUGGAGACAUGGAAGAAGUCAGAGAAGAGGAGUUUUGCAAAGCAAGCAAUACCAAAGACAUAUCACUUGAAAGUGAGUUUAAAAUUCUGCAAAAGCUUGAAGCCAAAGUCACAGAGCAGGACUGUGUGUUGCCAGAGCAGGCCUGUGUGUUGCCAGAGCAGGACUGUGUGUUGUUAGAGCAGGACUGUGUGUUGCCAGAGCAGGCCUGUGUGUUGCCAGAGCAGGGCUGUGUGAUGUCAGAACAGGCCUGUGUGUUGUCAGAACAGGACUGUGUGUUGUCAGAGCAGGACUGUGUGUUGUCAGAGCAUGAGUUUUACAAAGUGUCUUUUAAAAAUUUCAUAAAGAAGAACAAAGGCCUGCAGCACAGUUUCAUUGGCAGCUUGAAAAUUCCAAAGAGGAGCAACGGAGGGGACUUCGUAGCGUUCUCUACUGUAACAGUCAAGAACAGCCAGGAAGUUAUUUCACCAGAUGACAACAAUAACACCAGUGAAUUAAAAGACAAACAAACUUCCUCUGCAGUCGAUUCAUUUAAACUAAAUCUGAGCUGCAAUGAAGGUCACUUCCAACAAGAUACCUCUGCUUUAGCAGCAAUGUCAGUGUCUGUGCACAUAUCCCAUGAAAAUCUCUCUCCAUGUGGCCAUAAAACCAUUGACACGGGUGRCCAUAAAGAGUCUCCUUUUGGAGAGAAGGCCGUUAUUGAAAAGAGAAGAGAAGUAGAACAAGUUGAAGAAAGAGAAGUUCAAGGGCGGGGUGAAAAGCUAAACUCAGAAAGCAAGAGAAGAGAAGUAGAGAAUGUUAGGUGGGGACAUCACCAUGGCGAUAGUAACUGUAGUACAUCAGACCACCGAAUCUCAGAGGUGAUGAAGGAGGAUAUGAGGAUGUCAUUCAUAGAUGGGGGUGGAGACAACAGUAACAGUGAACUGGACAGUCAAAGUAGUCAAAUCCUUAAUGCCUUGCCAACAAGUAAUCCUAACAAAUGCGAUUCACCAAAAGGUCUACAAGCAGUGGAGGAUCAUCAAAUAGCUGAUGAUCCACUGGUUAUCAUUAAGCCAGGCUCUUGUUCAAYAUCAGAAAAGUCUUGUAUCGGUUCUGAGAUUCUAAAAAUGGACAACACGACAGACAUGGCAAACGUGAGCCACGGAAAGGUUCUUAGACUCUCUACUUCCAUCAAAUGUAAUUCUAUGAAUCAACUAAGUUUGAUAAGUAAAGAGAAUGAUCCAGACAGUAGGACAAAGAUCUCCUCGGAGUCCCAGUUAAGUAAGAGCUUUCAAGAGAACGUGAGAGAAGUGCAACUGAAAAAUGGAAUAACUGAUGUUGAUGCAAGUCAGGGUCAGGAUGCUUCUGGCUGUUCUGUCAUUACACCGAAUGCAAGUGUCAAUUCUGGUGCAGCAUCUUACGCCGUUAAAAUCCAUGAGAUCCAAUUAAGUCUGGCAUUGAMCAACCGAGGGAAACCUGAAUACAUCAACAAGCCUGUAUUGCUGCCAAUGGGAUGUUCUUCAAUGUCUACUUUCACUUCCACUGCACCCAAAGAAUUCUUACUUUCUCAAGGGAAAGUGUUUGAAAGGGAUGUCCCUUUUUCGCAUAUGGAGAACAUAAAGAAACAAACAGGUCCUGAGAUAUAUCAUCCUCAUCAUGCUUGUCUUAGUAAUAAYGAUAAACAAACUGUCAACCAGGCCGCUUCACCUGAGCAAAACCUGAAAUCUAGUGCUCUACAACCUCUCCAGAACUGCCCAGGAACAGUGUCCUCAGUGACUACGCCCCCAAAUAUGGCCUUUGCACRUGCAAGGGACCUCAUAAUGGAUUCAGAAUAUGAGGUUCAAGGCGAAAGCAAGAACCAAUGCAAAUUGACCUCAACGGGUGCAAGUGGACAACUUUACUUAAAUGAUUGUCAUCGGCAUGCAACUGUAGAUUCACUCUCUGAAAAAAACGGGACUCAAUGUACACCAGAAAACAUUGAGAAGCACCACAACAGUCAACCACUCUCAAAUAAUUUAUGUGAAUCACAGAAGCUACAGGAGAAAGGCAGAAAUCACAUUGAGGUCAGAAAAAAGCUCCAAAAAGACCCUCCCUAUGCCACAAAUCUGAGUCAGGAACUACCACAGUCAAAAUGCUCAGUGAGUCAGGAACUACCACAGUCAAAAUGCUCGUCUGAAACUCAGGAAGACACAUUUCAUAAGACUUGUGUGACCGUCGAUCCUGAUCCUAAAAAUAAACUUCCCAGUGUAAAACACAAAACAUGUCAUGUUGAAAAAUGGCUGAAGGCUCAGUGCAAUGUGAGCAACUUUGCCUCUGACAAUACCAAAGAUUGCCAAAUGGCUAAAAAUGAAGAAGGGUCAAUGACUGAUGGACCACUGGCAAAAUSUCCUGGAACCUUGUUUGACGUACCAAGUAAAAUAAAUAGUAUUGGAUUUUCUCCAUCCCAAAUAACACAUGGAAGUAGUGAUGAUAAUGUGAAGAUAUUGGGUGACAUUUGCAGAGAUAUCAUGUCCAGAGAGGGAAAUACCAAAACAUCUAAUUGCAGGCAAUCUCAUCGGUUCUGUGGCAGUAGUGUUGUUCAUUGCAAAAAGGGAAAGUCCAAGARGUUCAGAAGGUCCAAAGCCCAGGCACCUCCUAGCUCAUCCUCUGACUCCACACUCAAGUCUUCCUCAGAUGAAGAAGAGAAAAUCCCUCCCAGGUUGGAUCAAAACAGGUCUUCAUCAACAAGAAUGAAGUCAGGAACUCAAACUAAUGRAAAAUUAGAGGAGAUGAUUCAAUGCAAUGGUGGAGAAAUUUCUCUAGUGAAAAGACAAUCACCACAGUCAAAAGACAAUCACACUAUGGAAGCUUGUACUGACCAGACCCCAUAUAAAUAUGAUGGUAAAGCUGGAGUUGGCAUCAGUUUGGGUCAGAAAGAACACAGCCCCAAUGGACAAUCACCACAUAUAGAGAAACGGACAAAUCGGGAGAAAAUCAUGUCCAGUAUCAAAGAAACUGAGAUGUCACACUACACACCAAAGACUCAAGAUUCGCCAAUGCAUUUUGCCUCCAGCGACAUCAAUCCCUUUGCUCACCAAUGGCAAGAAGAAGAGCCAAACCAAAGCUGCUACAAGAACCAGGUGUUUGGAAGUGCCGCUGACAUUUCUUGUAAAUCACCGCUGCUGGAUUCCACUACCAAACGUAUCAUUAGAUGGUGCAGUGUUGACAAUGGUUUAAACGUGCAGAACUCUCCUUUCAACUCCCACCUGAGCACUUACGCCAACAACAAGAGACUAUCCAGCACUCUGAGCAGCAUGGAGGAAGAUUUCAAAGAUCAAACGUCCCUCAACGCCCAUCUGAAAGAACGUACUAACCAAGUCUCCGGUGCUGACGAUCACAAUCAACAAAUGACCCUGACCAUGAGCUGUAACUCAUCUUCUUGCUACAAUGUAUCUGGAGAUCUUGGUAACAGCACUGGCCAAGUGGAUGAGAUCAUGUUGGUUUAUGACUCUUCAGAGCGGGCGUUUCAGGGUAACGGGUUUCAGAGAUCUAAAACAAACACCAGAUGUGACCAGAGYACCCAGACAACCUUCACUCAAGAAACCACGUCUCAGACAACAAUCAACCAUGGUGAUCUACAGAGGAGAAACAACCGUCACAGAAAGAGCAGCACUCAGGUACCAGUGUCGCAGAAGACCACAGAGGCCUGUAGAGAGACCACCACAUGGGACAGUCUUCAGAACAUGUCUGAGCAUCUCUCACAGCUGAUCGUAAACACGUCUGAUCUUCUGGGGAAUGUUCACGGUAUGAGGUCUGGCGAUAGCCUCAAACAUAGCCUGAUAAGAAAUGUUAAAUCUUCAUCUCAUCUGUACUCCUCCAUAGAUUGGAGGAAGAGAGACUGCUCAACCAAAACUGCAGUAGAUAUUGGGAUCCAGACCGAAAGGACUUUAACACCCGUACAAGACAAACUGUCUAUCCACCAAAGUCUGUCCACGGAGAGGUCCAAAGCCCAUGAAGUUAAUGUGAUAGUCAAAGUGAUUGGCUCAGAAGUUCUCAAUGUGUCACAAGACAAAGGGCUUCCCCUUCAACAUCAACUCAAGAAARACCUGGAUGAUAAUAUUCAGAGCAUGCCUGACCUGCGACUCAAUGGCUCCACWGUUAACCAAAGAUYUAUCUYGGAACCAGAGAGUCUCCCGCACAAAGUCCCUUCCCUGGAGACUGUCCAACGUCACAAUCAUUCAAAUCCUGCCAUUCGUCAUAGAAGCAAUGAGGACCGCAAUCCCGAAAGAGUGUCCUCCUCCAAAAUCUUGGGAGUAUCUGAAGUCUGCCAUAAUUUGUCAGAAAUACUCAGACCAGAAAGCCAUACUAUCUUGAGAAGGAGUGACCYGGGAAUAGGCUAUAGAAAACAAGUGAGCUUCACAGACCGUGCAUGCUCACCCAUUCUCACUGUGGGUCCCAGGGCUGGUUCCAACCAGAGCAGAAUAAAGUAUUUACAGAGUCUCAAAGAAGAACAGAAGUUUGAGAUGCAAAAUAGAAGUAAAGACCACCUUUCGGACCAGUCAACACCUUGUUUAAGUUACAGCGGACGCAAAACAUACAUGUGUUUCAUAAAGAAUGAUACGAUUUCAGGACAUGACUCCCUUCAUCUGUGUGAGAAGCCAGGUGAUAACUCCACCACAAAAUCAAUGGGAUUGAUAUUCCUCGAGAAUGUGAGUGCCCUCAGCCAUUCAAGCCCAAAAGGGUCUGAUGGAUGCUCAGAAAGUCUUAGUUCGUCCAUCGACAAUUACAUCCACAAUGRAACCAGCGUUGUCAUCCACGACGAAGAAAGGGAAAUGAGCGUAUGGCACAAAACCGGCCAACGUCCAAUAUGGUCCCUUCCUUCUGUUCUAAGCAGUAACAGAGUCACUAUGCAGAACCACACCUCUCUCGUCUUUAGUCAGACUGGUGAGUCCAAACAGGAGGAGAAAUCCUUCUCUACUUUUGGAGAUCAACUAAGCUACAGAAGACAUUCAAUAGAUUCCCACAACAGUAGAUCAUCAGAGCGUCCAGUGGAGCACUUCACUGGUGUUUAUGAACAUUCCCCUGUCAGUGACAGCACCAUGCAUGUUCAGGAGGAUGACAUGGCGGCGUUGGCCCCAAGCGAGUGCAACACAGACAUUCUCGUGAACACCAACCCAGUCACCCACACUCCCAACUUCCAACACUCCCCACAUCAGCUAGAUCACCAGCGGCUCCCUGAGGACCUACCUGUGCACAACAAGUUCACCAACUGGUCUGGUAUCAGUCAGCAUCCCUCUGAGAUAGGACGGACUAAUAGUUUAAUGAAACCAGCCGUGUAUCUACCUACUGGUCAUGAAGCACAGAGGAACSAGCCAGAGUGGGCUGAGCUGGAGARCCAGGAGUCAAAGUCCAGCUUGAGUCCAGAGUCCAUGUUCCAUAAGGACAAGAAGACAAGAGAGAUAGAGAGGCUACGUAAGGAGCGAGAGCAGGUCAUKGCUACGGUCCAACUGAACAUGAACCCUCAUCAUCUGACCGUGGAGCUGACUGAAGCCAAGCUGCACUACGGUCUGGGAGAGACGGACACGUUGUUAAAGAUGCUGACAUCUGGAGGAACCAAGGAGGAGGAACCGUCCCCUGUCCCCACCAAACAGCAGCUCUAUGACCAGCACCGGAGGAGCAUUGAGAGUUUGAGAAAGGACAGGGAAGCUCAGCUUCAGACCUGCCGUAGGGCUCRCAGCCUCAGCCCCAGCAAGCACCACUUCACCCGGUACCCUCCUCAACCCAGAUCCCCUCCUCAAAAAGACUCCAGAGUUUCAGCCCUGCCCAGUCGUUGCAGAGGCUACCUUCAACAGCUCCGUCAGGAGGUAGUGGCGAGCAGGAUGAUCCCAGAUCCACCCAGAGGAGAGGGUGAAUAUCUCCCUGAGAUAGAGCAUCUWCUGCGUGACUACGGCCGUGCCCGUGAGGAGGCCAUGACAGAGAUAUCCCGUGCACGGGAACGGCUCCGCGAGAGGACAGAGCAGGAGAAAAGACGGCUCCAGCAACAGACUCUGUCUCAGAUGGUCAAGGAUGACUURCGGUAUCGGACCAGAGUCAGCAGCAGUACACUGUACACUGGGUCGAGUCUGAGCCUAUCCUCUGGACCAACCUCUGGCUACAACAGUGGCAACACAGCUCAGCUGAAGGACGGCAGUAGACCCUCACUGACACAGGAGGUCACUGAGGUCCUGGGUGAUGGGCUGAAGGUCAGGUCUCGCCCUCCCAUCUGUGGUUCUCAGAGUGUGAAGACCCAGCGUGCCUGGCCCAGCGUCCCAGCGUGCCUGGCCCAGCGUGCCUGGCCCUCUGCCCAGGAUGUACGUCUGGAGCCUGGUGUGUCAGGGUAUGACCCUCUGAUGUCAUCCUCACCGUCAUCUCCUACGAACCUACGACAGCGCACCGCCUCCUUUGGCUCCGCCUCGUCCAUAUCGACAGCCUAUCAGGACUUCAMUUCCUGUCUGCUUGGUCGAGCUAUGGCUGAGGUGCGCUUGGCUGCUGCUGGUGACAUGGGGAACCUGGUGAUGGGGAAAGCUGCAGCUGGUUGGAGGUACCAGGGCGUGGAGCGAGGUGUCCAGGCCUUCUACAAGCCCUCCUCCAGCCCAUCUGUGCACUGUUUCCUUGGGGCAGUGGAGCUGGAGAGGCCCCUGGCCAGCCUGUGGAGCAUGGUCCGAGACCACUCCAAGACCCACCUGUACCAUGAGGCUGUCCAGUCCGCCUGGACACGACCACUAGAUGACAGCACUCAGUUGGUCUACCUGCUGACAGACCCGUCCAGCUGCCACCUCAAACAGCCCAGAGACUUCUGCUGCAUCAGCACCCAGUCACAACAGGAUGAGCUGUGUGUGCUGGCCAUGCAGUCAGUCUUCGAGGAGUCUCUCCCUCGGCCCAGUGUAGAGGCUGUCCGAGGGGAGAUGUUGCCUAGCGCCUGGGUCCUUCAGCCAAUCACACGCCACGUCCGAGAGGUCGUCAGGGUCAUCUACCUACUGCAGGUGGACCUGGGCACUCCAUCCCUUCCUCAGAGACUGUUGGGAUCAGUGGCUAGGAGACAGGCGUCCGUCCUGGCUGAGCUCGACACCCUUUUCUCUUUGUGAGACUGACAGCAGGGUCAUUAGGCACCAAAAGGAAGAAAACGGACUGAAACAAGGAGGGACUACCUGGACUUUUCCAAUAAGAAAUGCACAUUUUCUUUUUCCGUUGCAAAACAUGUUGCUACAAUGUGCCACAAUGAACACGACCCAGAUCAGCUGUCCAAUUAGAACACAGAUUUCAUCUCCCAUUGCAAAACGUUUUGCUACGGUGUGCCCUAAAGAACACGCCCCCAGGUUAAUGGUCACACACGUAGCAGUGAGCACUUAGAAAUACAUCCUGAAUCUGAUAUGGGACCUGUCUCUAUUGUAAUUUGCAAUUUAUUUACUUGAUUGUAUUCUUAUGAAGAGCACUGAUGACAUUGAUUUUGUGAUACUAAGUAUCAUGCAGCUUGUUUAUAUCGAAACAUAACUGUGUGUUUUGUGUUAAAAUGGUUAAUUGAA
Molecule: messenger RNA, 12456 nt
Organism: Salvelinus sp. IW2-2015
Lineage: Eukaryota; Metazoa; Chordata; Actinopteri; Salmoniformes; Salmonidae
Source: RefSeq, a predicted model, not a curated record